Malassezia japonica is the source of this 1257-nucleotide messenger RNA. RefSeq lists its product as uncharacterized. NCBI's taxonomy places the organism in Eukaryota, Fungi, Basidiomycota, Malasseziomycetes, Malasseziales, Malasseziaceae. Gene Ontology annotation, molecular function: nucleotide binding. The transcript is spliced from 2 exons. The record is from RefSeq and is a predicted model, not a curated record. Bases 1 to 1257 code for a protein of 418 amino acids.
AUGUCGCCGAUCCCCGUGGCUGUGCUCGGCUACGGCAAUUCCGCGCGUACAUUUCAUAUCCCGUUUCUGCAGUCGCUGCCGGAGCUCUAUGCGCUAAAGAUUGUGCUGCAGCGGCCUCGUUCGGAGGGCUCGACGUCGCCAAAUGCCACUGCCGACCUGCCGGACGUGCAGGUGGUGCCAGACAUCGAUGCAGCGCUCGCCGCAUUGCCAGAGAACGGCCUGGUGAUUAUCACGACCGACAACGCGUCGCACUUUCCGUACGCGGAGCGCGCGCUGAAGGACAAGAAGCAUGUGCUCGUCGAGAAGCCGGUCGCCCUCGACGAAAAGGCCGUUGAUCAGCUCGCGGAGCUCGCUCGGUCCAUGGGCAAGGUGUGCACCGUCUACCAGAACCGCCGCUUUGACGGUGACUACCUCACGCUCAAGUCGCUCCUGCUCAACGAUCCGGCCUCGCCGCCGUCGGCACUGGGACUGCCGACCUACUGGGAGUCGCGCUUCGACCGCUUCCGCCCGAUCGCCAAGGGCGGCUGGCGCGAGAGCGUCGAUCCAGAGUCCGAGGGCGGCGGCAUGCUCUGGGACCUUGGCGCGCACUUGGUCGAUCAGGUCGUGGCGCUGUUUGGGCCCCCAGAGACUAUCUUUGGUACACUGCGCAACCAGCGCGGCCAGGGGCCGCCAAACGUCGACGACGACUGGAUGGCCAUCCUGACUUACCCCAGCAGCCAUCCGCUGCCGGGCGACGCCUUUGCACCGGGCACGCGCCUCGGUGGCCUCCGUGUGGUCCUCGGCGCGACGUGCCUCUCGACGCACACCGACGCCCAGCAGCCCCGCUUCCGCGUCGAAGGUACGCACGGCUCGUACAUCAAGACGGGCACGGACCCGCAGGAAGGCCAGCUCAAGCUGGGAUGGACGCCGCGCACGCACCCCGACACGUUUGGCGUGUACGCCGAGGACGAGCCGGCGGCCUUGCGCCUCGCGCGCCUCACCACCUCGCAGGUGGAUAGCGAGGAGGUCACUGCCACGAAGCCGCCCAAGCUGGCCGUCGGCGAGAUCCCAAUUCUUCCAGGACGCUACAUUGAUCUCUACACGAACCUCGGCGAGACGAUCCUCGCUGCGGACCAGAGUGCAUCGCCCAAGGAGGCCGCAGACACGAUCGCACAGCGCCUCGCCAUCUCGCUCGAGCAGGUGUCGGCCUCGACGCGCGUCCUCCGCCUGAUCCGCACCAGCGCCAAAGAGGGCCGCGUCGUGCGCUUUGCCGAAUAG